UGCCGCAUUUUGGAGAAAAAGAAUGCAGAAUUAUUGAAAAGUAACACCCCUUGAAAGACUUAAUCUGAAAAAUGGACCAUCCCUGCAUGUAUGCUGCAAACAAUAGUCCUGCAGGUGGUGAAUCACUGCAGAUGACUAACAGUUCUGCUAUAAUUCUUUGAAAGCAUUGUUACAGUAGUGCAAACAACAAUCAGAUACUCUGGUCAGUGAAUUCUGAAUCAACCAUCUUAUUGAUAGUUUAUUAAAAUGCAGUAAAUCAUUUUUGCAUCAUACAAUUUGCUGAUAAUAUCAGCAUUUUAGAAAUAACUCCACAUUGAGGUAUACAUGCUUUGACAGGCCUCUAGGGAACACACGGACAUAAAAGAGCUUUUAAAUAAUAAAUUAGUACCAUUCAUGGAAAUGAAAGGGCUUGCGUGUUAAAUCUGUUCCUCUUUAUAACCGAAAAGGAUUAUGACCUUCAAAUUCUGUUGGAUUGCUAGGAGAUGAAGAAAGAUGUGGUCGUAAUCGUGCUAAGUGCAAAGCAUUGAUGAGGCAUACUGGUCUUAUGCUUACGGUACGUCCGCCCUAAAGAUGACGUUCAACUGACUUCAGCCCAUUGUGUGUUCAAGUUCCUUCAUGUAAUUGUUUAGAGACAGGACUAGGUUCCAUCUGAGGAAAGACAAAAUAGGUAAGUGAAUUGUUCCUCGCACAUAUCAUAGACUACAAAGUAGGUAGAUAUCAGCACCUACAAAGCAUGUGUUGGAUUGUUUUGUGUUUGAGACUGUUGCCACAAACUAUUAGUAAGAAUGGGGUAACUUAUAUUUUAGUAAGUAUUCUUACUAAUAUUACAAAAUGCAUACGAUCCACCCUUUGAAAACAUAGUACAAAUUUUGAGGAAUUCAUACGAUCCACUCCUAAGAAACAGUCGAAUCUUUGGAAUUCAUAUGAUCCACUAAUAAUAAACAUACGACUUUUACGGAAUACACAUGUGAGCCUUACUAUUAGUAAAAUCAUAUGAAUUUCUUAAAACUUGAAUUCCGUAGGAUUUGUAUAUUUCUUAAAAGCGGAUUGUAUGCAUCUGUAAAGUCCAUGAUACUUGUAUGAAUUUCGUAAAAGUCUUAUAAAUAUUUAGCCACCCCUGUCCUUAAGUAAUAAAAUGCUGACAAUGGAAAACAAAAUGAUCUUGAAUAGUUUCUGUCACUGAUUUAUGUACAUCAUUAUCAAACAAAUAUGACAAUGGCUGUUGUAUCACAAAUGUCAUGCUGAAGUUAACAAAAUGUAACCUUUACAUACACAUAAAGCAUUUGUAAAAUACACGUAAAGGAGUACAUUCAUGAACAAAUUGCAUCUAUACGCAUGCUUUAAUGCAUACUGAAAGAUGGGAUUUCUUGCUAUGUGUUCUCUAGCCAUUGACAACAUAUCCAUUCACCUGGAGCAAGCACCGUGAGCGUCUACGAGAAAUGGUGGCAUGAUUUCUUGAAGAUGUUGCUGAAAGUCAUCCUAACUUUGGUACUGCAACUGGCUCAGUUUCUUGCCGUACGGGGAACGGCUUCUCCGCAAUUUACCAACUUUGAUGACUUUGAUGGACUUGCACUGGCAGAGGACACGUACAUUGGGGCAACAGUCUUCACUUUGCAGGCCACAGAUCCAGAUCAAGACAAUGUUUACUUCAGCAUUGAGUCUGAGUUUCUAGGUGUUGACCAGGUCACCGGCCGGGUUAUCCUGAUCAAAGCGUUGGACAGGGAGAAAGAGGACAGCUUUGAAGUAAGAGUUACUGCCACAGACAACUCACCAGCUCUCAACUCCGUCUCCUACCUUGCAACCAUCAGGGUAUCAGAUGUCAAUGAUAAUGACCCCAAGUUUCUGUCCACUCCCUACAUUGUCACACUUGAUGAGGAUUACAGAGUUGGCUUUCCUGUCUUCCUGGGCAUUGAGGUGGAAGAUCCGGAUUCAGGGCCUGGUGGGGCAUACCAAUUUUCCUGUGGAGGGGGAUGUGACUGGUUUGAUAUUGACCCAAUCUCUGGGCUGAUCCUGCUCAGUAAACCACUGGACUAUGAGUUCCUGCCUGCCUAUUGGAUGCUCAUCAACUGCACUGAUGGGGGUGGUCGGACCAGCUCAACUAUCUUGUUGGUCCAUGUUAAAGACACUGAAGAUGAACCACCUGUGUUUGAGGUGGGGACAUAUGAAGUCACCCUACAAGAAAACGUGCCUGUGGGCUUUUCAGUUGUGACAACUGCUGCUGUUGAUGGAGACAGGGGAGUGGACAAUCCCAUUGGCUAUUCAAUUAGCGGAGGAAAUGAUGGAAAUUUUUUCCUAAUCAGAGCUACAACAGGAGAGAUUACAGUAGCCCGUCCACUUGACAGGGAUGCCUACUUGGAUAAGUUUGGCAUAUGGCAGCUGACAGUUACAGCAACAGAGGACAAGAAUGGCUUGCCGGGACAGGCCACUUCCACCAUUGUUACCAUCACCAUUGAAGAUGUAAAUGAUGAGGCACCCACUUUUGACCAUCGCUCCUACACUGCGACCUUCCCAGAGAACUACCCUGAAGGUGUCCCCCUCCCCAACCUAAACAUCUUUGUGGCAGACCUGGAUGAAGGUGCUAACAGUAAACUGCAGAUCUACCUGGACGAUGACUGGGGAGCAUUUACAGUCACUCCGAGUGAACUGGAGGGGUCAGCAGAUAUCCAAGUCUACAUCACCAACUCCACAGUACUGGACUAUGAGACCAUGGAUAACUUCACACUCAGGAUUGUUGCUGUGGAAUCAGACACAAAUGAGCAGUUCUCUGACUCAGCGCUGGUGACUAUCCUGCUGGAGGACCAGAAUGACAAUGCACCGAUCUUCAACCAUGCCAUGUAUAGGGGGGAAGUCAGCGAGGCAGCUGUCCCUGACACCUAUGUUACAGCUGUGUUGGCAAUGGACUAUGACACAGUGCUUGAAUAUAGGACAAUCCAGUAUUCUCUGCAUGGAGCUGGAUCAGACAGAUUUGCCAUUGACCCCAUCUCUGGGAUUAUCACGCUGGCUGGAUCCCUGGAUUACGAGGAUAAUCCCAAAUAUUACCUGAUUGCACAAGCCGAAGAUGGACCCGGCCUGAUCACCACUGUCCCAGUGGAGAUCACAGUCCUGGACUAUAACGAUGUCCAGCCAAUUUUUCUGAUUGACGAAUAUCAGGUGUAUAUAGAAGAAAACAGUCUAGACAUGCCUCAAUGGAUGUUUGUCCAUGCCACCGACUAUGAUGGCUCAGAACUGAACAACAGAAUAGAGAGUUACACUCUGUCCAACACCACCAACUUUGCCAGCCACUUCGGCAUUGGACAGACAUCAGGACUCCUGUCAAUCAUUCAGGCUGUUGACUAUGAAGAUGUUAUAUUCACCAAUGGGAAGCCAGAGAUUCAUCUUGAGGUGACUGCAAAGGAUAGCGGCACACCAGCACUCAGUGCCAUGGCUAAUGUCACUGUGUUCAUCAUGGACAUGAAUGACAAUACACCUGUGUUUGAGGAAGAUGAGUACAGAGUAGAGAUUGCAGAAGUGGUUGAAGCAGGUGCGACCAUUGUCCAGGUGCGUGCCACAGAUGCUGACUCUGGGCCCAACCAGGCGCUGGUUUACUCCCUGGUUGGGGAACACAGCCAGCUGUUUUCCAUCGAACCCAGGACAGGACUGGUCACAGUGGCUGCUGGCAGCCAGUUUGACCAGGACUUAGUGGAUGAAUACCGCCUGCUCGUGAUUGCCACAGACUUUGGUGCACCAGCAAGGUCUGGUACGGUCAACCUGGUCAUCAGGGUCCUAGAGGGCAACAAUAAGGCACCAACAUUCUUUCAACCUUUCAUCAGUGCUGCAGUACUGGAGGACACCAUGGUGGGCUGGCAGGUGGCGCAGUUGAACGCCAGUGAUGCAGACAACACGUCUGAUGUCCAGUUCCUGCCUAUCAGGCCGUACUUUGUCAGGGCCUGGAAUGGAGCCAUUCUCAACAACUCUGUCUUCACUGGUACAAACCAGACGUUUGAGGAUUGGUUUGAAGUGGACUCUACCACUGGUGUGGUGACAGUGGGGAGGGAGCUGGACAGGGAAACAGCGGCCAUGUUUGAGCUCACUGUUCUAGCUGUUGAUGCUGAGGCCGAAACCUCAGGACAAACUGCAACAGCUCUGGUUGCCAUUUUCAUUGAGGAUAGGAAUGACAACCCCCCAGUGUUCAUGUCCCCCCAUACCCCCGACACUCCUUACUACCACCUGUCCAUGUUGGAGGAGACAAGCCAUGGCAUCUCUGUUCUCACCAUCAGUGCAGAAGAUCCCGACUCACCUUGGACUAUCAUCAACUACCAGUUAGUCUGGCACAAUGAAGGCUACUUUGCCAUAGACAAUGUAACAGGUGUAGUAACUGUGGCCAGACCAGUGGACUAUGAGAUGGGUGUGAGGUGGGUUAACUUCACUGUCCAGGCUACAGAUGAUGGGAACCCUCCAUUGUCAGCCUCAACUCCUGUCAGUAUCCAGAUUGUGGAUAUAAAUGACAACAGCCCUGUCUUCCAGGAGGAUUUCUACAGAGUAUCUAUCCCAGAAGACGCUCGUGUUGGUGAUGUCAUCCUCAAUGUUUCGGCAUCGGAUGCUGAUUCCAGACUGAAUGGCAACAUAUUCUACAACGUAACAGGGGGAGGGGGCAUGUUUUCAGUUCAUUCUACAUUGGGUUGUAUCAUACUGGAGCAGACAGUGGACAGAGAGAACCAGUCUCUGUACUUGUUUGAAGUGAUGGCGACAGACAAACCCAGUGUUGGGGUCCCCAGAUCAGCUGUAUCUGUGGUGGAGGUGACAGUACUGGAUGUGAAUGAUGUUCCCCCAACCUUCCCGCAUGCUGUGUACCAUGCUGACAUACAGGAACACGUGCUGCUGUAUUCUCAUGUCAUAACAGUCCAGGCACACGACCCUGAUGAAGGGCCAAGUGGGGAGAUCAACUACUCCAUCCUGGCAGGGAAUGGAGCUGGUCUUUUUGAGAUCAAUGGUACAACUGGAGAGAUUAGAAAUGCAGGACUGCUGAUAGAACUAUCAGGAGAGUAUGUGUUGACCAUCAGUGCCACAGACCGGGGGCCAGGGGCACUGCGAGGGUCCUGCACCGUGAGAGUUGUGGUGCUGGAUGUGAAUGAUCAUGCCCCAUCUUUUAUUGUGCCUGAGAUUGGGACAACUGUUACCGUACCUGAGAAUCAAUACGUUGGCUAUUUCAUCCUGAAAGUCUCUGCGGUGGACACUGACCCGUCAGAUGGUGGGAGGAUCUCUUACAGGAUUACGGACAAUGUGGGACACAUCAAUGACUCACUCAUGUUCACCAUCAACGAAGACAACGGGGACCUUACUACAGCACGACGCCUGGACAGAGAGGUGCAAGAAUACUACAAUCUGUUGUUGGUGGUUGAAGACAGAGGCAGUCCAACGUCCUUCUCCUCUUACCGGUUCAUCACUAUCCGGGUUACAGAUGUGGACGACAGUGAACCUUACUUCCCAGAGAUCUGGCACAGUGCAACAGAUGUGGCGGUAGAGUUUGAUAUCAGAGAGAACUUGGCCGUGGGAACAGAGAUCGGGGCUGUGCCACCUGCUGUUGAUGAUGACCUGGGAGCUAAUGCAGUUCCUUACUACUACAUCAUAGGGGGAGCAAGUAACAAAUUUGCCAUCAGCAAAACAACAGGAGUUCUGUCUACUCGCUCAUCUGACCUUGACUUUGAGGACCAGAGUGACUUCACACUGACCAUCAAGACUUCGAGUGACCCCGAGUUCUAUACCGUACUUACCACAAGAGGGAAGAGAUCUUCACAUGAUGAUCCCUCAGUCUUGGAAGUUGCUAUCCAUCUAAAGGACACCAAUGACAAUGCACCCAGAUUUUCCAAACAGAAGUACAGCACUGUUGUAUCCGCAGAUACAAAAUAUGGAACAACAGUCAUUCAAACUGAGGCCUCUGAUGCAGACUCUGGGAACUUCAGUGUGACGUGGUUCUACCUCCACUCCUGCAACUUUGUUCAACAGAACAGCAGGACUCCAUGUCCAGACACAUUCCGACUGGACAGGACUGGUGGGUCUCUGGUGACCAAUGAGCUGUUUGGUGCGUACAGGGACCAGGGUUACUUCAAACUGCUGAUCCAGGCUGUGGACUCUGUCAGAGCGGACUUUGUUGAUGUGGCAGAGGUUGAAGUGUACAUCCUAAGUGAGAAUCAGCAGGUUCUUUUGACUGUGGACAGGGCACCUGCUGACGUGCGGACUGGGGAGGAGGAGUUGGUCAGGUCCCUGCAGACAGCUACUGGGCUGGAGGUAGUGGUAGAUGAUAUCCAGUACCACACUCCACAGAAAAGCAGGGUGGACGAAACCAAGUCUGAUGUGACUGUACAUGGGGUGGAUACCACCACCAGACUGCUGACUGAUGCAGAUACACUAUCAAGGCUGAUCAGUGAUGACAUGGAUGUCAUGUCAACAGCAUCCAUCUCUGAAGUGACGCCUCUGGAGGCAGAAACCUGUGCAUCAGAAGCUGACUGCUCUGUGUUGGAGGGCAUUCUGAUCGGCCUGGGGGCUGUGCUGUUUGUUGGAACUGUCAGCCUCAUUUGCAUAACAUUCUGUCUGAAGCACAGAUGUCUGAGAGGUGACAAACCUCAAGGAAAUGGAUUUCUCAGCACAAACUUGGAGGUUGCAUCCAAAGAUCCAAAAGAAACCCAAGUGAAAACCGUUGAUGAGACGUUGUUCACCCCCGCCUACCGACCUCGUGGUGUGCAGAAUCCUGCGUACGACAGAAGAUUUGAUGAGGAAGCACCCCUGACCAACAAUGAACACUCCCCUCCACAAGAGAGACUUAGGGAAGACAUAACCUCUGAUGGGUCCUUAUCACCACAAGGAUCUGUGUCCGCCUUUGUGGAGCCAGACGAACAGCUGACAGUUACAGUAGAGAAUGGAGUGUCAACUAUCCAGCCAGCAGCACCAGUAGAAACCACAUACUCCCAGGUCCAACCCAAGUCUGAGUACAGCAUGAGCAUGGAUAAGAAGCACCCUGUUGGUAUUCUCAAGAAGUCCACUCCUCGGACAGAUCCCCACUCCAGACCCCCCAUCCCUUCCCCCCUGAGACACCCCCCUGCCAGGAGAACAACUGAGAUAUUGACUGCACCUGUGGAUCCAGAACUCAACCCUGCCCUCAGUACUCAGAUGCCCUCCCUACCUGGUGAACCUCCCACCUCUGUCCAACAAACUGACACUAACCUGCCUUCAGGAGUCUCUACAGCAGGUGUGCUGACAGAACAUGGGCCACCUGUGGACACCUUUAGCCCACCUGUGGACACCUGUAGCUCUACUGGCACACAGUCCAGACGCAGGAGUGAUGGGGAUCUACUAGACAUGGAGGAAGAGCCAACACCCAUGUCUCCUCAUGGCCCCCCUCCCCGAGUAUCUUCACAGAGAAGAGGUACUGAUCCAGACAUACCGGCAUCUGGUACAGGCCGCGGCAGGGCGGUCACUAUUCCCUUUCAAGAUUCUCACAUUGGCCCAUCGCCCAUAAAACAGCAACGACCGACCGUGAAGAGAAACGAAAACAAAGCCGUACCCACAGCACAAUCUGUGUCGGGUAAGAGCGUACCGGUUAACGAGAUGGCAGUUCGCGCGGCCAUGUUGUGGAACUCGGUGGUUGAUCACCUGUACUGUGCGGGGGUGCCAAACCCUGCACCUGAUGCAGAUACCCCCCUACCACGCCCAAGAAACCCCUCCCCACACCACUUGAGAAGGAAGAGCAGUGAGUCCAACCCACUGUACCGGCUGGAGAAAGCCAUUCUGAUGGAGAUCCCAGACAGCACGCUGUCAUCACACACCAGUCCUGACAGGAGACAGCACAGGAUGGUCUCUCCCAGAAGAACUGCAAUAGAGAUUGUGAGGGACCCGCAUCACUAUCAUCAGUCCUGGAAUCGUGGGAGAACAAAGGACAGAGGGCAAAGGUCACCCUACAAGAGACAACUAAGGGACCUACAGGGACAAAGUUCGCACAACUCCUCAAGGUCUCCACAUAAAAGAGAGCCACUGCUCCGGAGACAGACAACAACAGAGAUCGUGUUUGAACGUCCAGAUUCCCACAAUGGCCACCACCACAAGCCUCGGAGUCACUCCACACACAGGGCUCAACACAAAGACAAAAAGAAGAGAGACAAGACCAGGAGGACCCAGUCCCACUCCCCACAGAGGAACGUACAAGUACAGACAUAUCAGGAGGACCUUCAGGAUGAUGAAGAGACAUCCCAUCUGAUCAGACAUGAGGGGUAUCCGUAUGAUAAUGAUGAGGGAGAAGAUGGCACAUUGCUGGGUGCAGCACAUGUCAAUCAUCAUCCUGUGUACCCAGGAAGGGCCCAGCCUCACAGCCACUGGGAAACCGCUGGAGAAGAAAUCCCUGAUGAGCCAACAUACAGUCAAUACAUCGAUCACACGAGUCACCCAGAAAUGGCGGGCAAGCGUGGGACACCGCAGGUUCUGCCGCCAGAUGCCAGUCCACAAAGGGAUGAGGUCUACAAUCCCCUUGUGCGACCUGAUCUGAGAAACCCCAAAAUGUCCCAAUAUCGCGGAGGUAGACCAGUCCAAUUGCUGUCUCCCGGUGGCAGUAUCCCAGAAGAGAGCCCUGAGGAUGUGCUGGGUUUGGAUUCUCCAAGGGGAGACGAGAGUCCGCAGCUGGAGCAGAACUCUUCCUCGGGGAGGGGAUCCUUGAACAAUGAACGUCCUUGGAUUGCUUUCCACGAUAGUUCCGAUUCUUCACCGGUGAGGACAGUAACGGGAAGGCUGAUGUCGCCUUCUAGAAGGAUGCAUGUAGCCGCUCAGGUACAUCACGUGACGGAGACGUCGUCAGCAGACAGCUCUCCAGUGCGCCUAGCCAGCUACUCCAUUCCAAGGGUACAGAAUGUGUCCAUGAAGCAGGUGCACCAAGCAGCAUUCCAGCCGUCAAAAGCCAAGGAGGACACCCCUCGCAUUGAAUUCAUCCCAACCAAGAACGAAACGCCCCCUAAUGACUCUGGACUGACAGUGCAUGUGACUCCCUCACAGGGAAGUAAGACAAGGACGGAAAGUGAAACAGAAGGCUUUCAGCAGAACUUUGACUCAGUCACCCCUGCGAAGGAGUCACUUCCCAAGCGCAGUGUGGCCAAGCAGAUCAUGUUCUUUGAGCAGAUGUCUAAAUCUACGGGAUCAUCCAGCUCAGGGGCUGACCCAGAGACAGAUGUACCAAUCUCACUCAUCUAGCUUCCAAAUUCAAAUUCUACAACUAGCAUAGUGAGACACUUAAAUCAAGGAGGGCAAUUAUCAAAUUUGACCUUCCUGUUCCUGACCCCUACCCACCUAGUGAAUAUCACAAGGAUCCAUCCACAGCUUCUCAAGUUAUGGAGUCCAUAGAAUAUUAGGAUAGCCGCGAAGGUGUUGCUAAAAAGACUUAAACAUAUUGUAACCCAAUAUUUUGUGCUGGUAUGUGCAGUCUUGAAAACAAUCAUGUACUACACAGUUUAUGGACACAGUUUAGGGUGAAAUCUACUUUCAGGUUUACAUGGAGUGGUAGGUCUACCUUGCUUGACUAGUAUACAGCUUGCUACUGUGUAUUACUCAUUCAGAAUAUGAAGAGGAUCAUAUGACAUACUUUUUGGUCAUUGUGAUUUUGUCAAUUGUGAGGUACAUUUUGUAUCUGUACUCCCAAAUAAUUUUUUUAUACAAUUAUGAUUUCAGUUAUGAUAUGGUAUGCAGUGGAUUGCCAAGACAGUGGUACAGUUGCUAUUUGGAAUAUAAGAUAAAUCAACAAAUUCAUAAUAUAUACUUCAUAAUAUAUAUAACCUAUUUGAUUUUCCUUUUUCAUGUCAGUCCCUCAGUCCCUGGUUCCAAAUUGUCAGAGAUUUACCUUUGACAACAUAAAUUUUGCUACAAACCUACAUUUUGAAAAGCCUAAUGCUUUGUCCAAUAUUUU
Messenger RNA from Branchiostoma floridae (Florida lancelet), 9916 nucleotides. RefSeq names its product cadherin-23-like. Gene Ontology annotation, molecular function: calcium ion binding. Gene Ontology annotation, biological process: homophilic cell-cell adhesion. NCBI's taxonomy places the organism in Eukaryota, Metazoa, Chordata, Leptocardii, Amphioxiformes, Branchiostomatidae. The record is from RefSeq and is a predicted model, not a curated record. Bases 1462 to 9207 code for a protein of 2581 amino acids. Gene Ontology annotation, cellular component: plasma membrane. The transcript is spliced from 55 exons.